Tupaia belangeri chinensis (Chinese tree shrew) is the source of this 969-nucleotide messenger RNA. RefSeq names its product olfactory receptor 10AG1. Gene Ontology annotation, biological process: G protein-coupled receptor signaling pathway. Gene Ontology annotation, cellular component: membrane. The record is from RefSeq and is a predicted model, not a curated record. Gene Ontology annotation, molecular function: olfactory receptor activity; G protein-coupled receptor activity. The transcript has a single exon. NCBI's taxonomy places the organism in Eukaryota, Metazoa, Chordata, Mammalia, Scandentia, Tupaiidae. The coding region runs from base 55 to 969 and encodes 304 amino acids.
UUCAUAUCUACAGAUAAAGAACAAAUUAAAGCAGAAAAUUCAAAUAUCACUACAAUGAUGAACUUUGUUCUCUUGGGGUUUUCUGAUAUUCUGAAUCUCCAACAAAUUCUAUUUGGUAUAUUUUUACUCAUCUAUUUGACUAUCUUGGUGUGCAACAGCAUUAUAAUAUUAAUAACAAAAAUUGACCCUGCUCUCCACACACCCAUGUACUUUUUUCUUGGCCAUUUUUCUUUUUUGGAAAUCUGUUAUGUAACAGUAAUUCUUCCGAGAAUGCUCAUGGACCUUUGGACUCAGAAGGGACAUAUUUCUUUCCUUGCUUGUGCUAUACAGAUGAGUUUUUUCCUUAUGCUUGGAGGUACAGAGUGCCUCCUAUUGGCAGUGAUGGCCUACGACCGCUAUGUGGCCAUUUGUAACCCUCUCCAUUAUGCUCUAGUGAUGAACCACAAGGUCUGCAGCCAGCUGGUGGCUGCCUCCUGGAUCAGUACAGUUCCUCCUGUCAUCGGACAAACAUGGAUGAUUUUCUCUUUGCCCUUUUGUGCAUCUCACACAAUCAAUCACUUCUUCUGUGACGUCCCUCCAAUACUCAAGCUUGCUUGUGGGGACACAUUUGUUAAUGAGAUAUCAUUCUUUGUAGCUGCAGUUGCGGUGGUAUUCAUCAUGGCUCCUUUUCUGUUGAUUGUUGUCUCCUAUGGCAAAAUUAUCUGCAACAUUCUGAAAUUGUCCUCAGCCAGAGGGAGGUCUAAAGCCUUCUCCACCUGCUCUUCUCACCUGACGGUUGUGGUGCUAUUCUAUGGGACAGCCACCAUCACUUAUUUACACCCCAAACCUAGUCAGUCUGAGGGAACGGGGAAGCUAAUCUCUCUUUUCUACACUGUUUUCAUCCCAACUUUGAAUCCUAUCAUAUAUACUCUGAGGAACAAAGAUAUCAUGAUGGCACUAAGAAAACUACUAACUAAAUUAUUACCAUAA